AUGAGUUUGUCAGCAUCAACGACGCAGGAUCGCGAGGAGCGUGCCAAAUCUGUAGAGAAAAUACUUCUCCGCAUUGCAUCACACGAAGGGGUGAUUGGGUAUAUUGUCUUAAACCCUGCAGAUGGACGCGUACUGAAGUAUUCUGGAUUUGACUCUGAUGAUCGAAAAGUUCAGAAAUAUGCGUCUAAGAUCAAUGGUUUUACGAGCCUUGUAGCGUCAACUAUUCGUACUAUUGAUUGGAAGGAUAAUCUUACAUUUCUCCGUUUGAGUGUUGGCCUGAAGGAUAUUCUAAUUGCACCAGAUGUAAAUGAACAGUAUACUUUAGUUGUAGUGCAGGAAAUAAAACAAUAG
Trypanosoma theileri is the source of this 351-nucleotide messenger RNA. Its product is annotated as dynein light chain 2B, cytoplasmic. Gene Ontology annotation, molecular function: dynein intermediate chain binding. The transcript has a single exon. Gene Ontology annotation, biological process: microtubule-based movement. The coding region runs from base 1 to 351 and encodes 116 amino acids. Lineage: Eukaryota; Euglenozoa; Kinetoplastea; Trypanosomatida; Trypanosomatidae. Gene Ontology annotation, cellular component: cytoplasm; cytoplasmic dynein complex. The record is from RefSeq and is a predicted model, not a curated record.